Molecule: messenger RNA, 2913 nt
Organism: Fraxinus pennsylvanica
Lineage: Eukaryota; Viridiplantae; Streptophyta; Magnoliopsida; Lamiales; Oleaceae
Source: the annotation of a GenBank genome assembly
AUGACUGGCAGCAGUGGAGAUUCCGAUAAUAUUCCGGCGGCGAAGCCCGAGCACCCGCCGGUGUUGAAGAAAUCCAAAAUUACGGUUCCGGAUGACGCGCGUACACCACACUUCCCUGGUCCACUCUUCCCCGCCGUCCGCCGUCCUUCCUCGAGCUCUUCUUCUUCUUCCUCUUCCUCCUCCGCUGCUUCCACUACCGUUUCAACCACCACCAGCUCGGCCUCCACCAGCAGCGAUGCCUUUAGUUUCAAUUUCUCGGAUAGGGACUAUGUUUUCCCUUCCAAUCUCGGACCUUACUCCACUCGACGAAGUGUUACUGUCAAGUCAUCUUCUUCGAAAUCGCCGAAUUUGGCUUCUCAAUCGCCAAUGCGCAGCACCUCGAUGCCUUCGAUUUUAAGUGCUGGUGGAAAUCGUGCUUCCGCAGUGGACUCGCUGCGCAGGGCUGAUGUUCCCAGAAGUAAGACGAAGCUCAAAGUUGAUAAAGAUUUGAAGCCGUUGUCAAUUCAAUCCUCAGUUGCAGCUUCUCCUUUAACUGCCUCCUCGUUGUGUUCUAGACAGAAUUCAGCUAAUUCUUGUAGUUCUCGGAAAAUUUCCAGAUUUAGAAUUUCUUGGAUUCUAAAUUUGCUUUGCUUAUUUUCUGUUGCUUAUGCCAUUCAUGUGCGAAAUGAAGUUAAAAGGCUUCAGGAAGAGAAUUUUAACCUUCAUACAUUAUGCAGUCAAAAAGAUGGUGUUAAUGAGAGUAGCUAUGAAGUUUUGAAGCUUGAAAAUGGGACAUCAUUUUUGUAUUUUGGGAAUGCUGACAGUAGAGCAGUUGCUCUGUGUACAGUUAUUUUCAUUCUCAUUACACCGUUUAUGAUGUACGAAUAUUUGGACUAUCUUCCAAGGAUUAAAAAUUUCUCAAAGAGGACAAAAGAUAACAAAGAGGAGGUUCCACUGAAGAAGAGAAUUGCUUAUAUCGUGGAUGUAUGUUUCUCUGUUUAUCCAUAUGCAAAGCUGCUUGCACUUCUCUUUGCCACACUAUUUCUUAUUGGAUUUGGAGGCUUGGCAUUAUAUGCUGUAAGUGAUGGCUGCUUUACGGAAGCUCUUUGGCUUGCCUGGACCUUUGUGGCGGACUCUGGAAAUCAUGCAGAUCGGGUCGGUACUGGGCCAAGGAUUGUUUCGGUUUCUAUUAGUUCUGGAGGCAUGCUUAUAUUUGCAAUGAUGCUAGGGCUUGUUUCAGAUGCUAUUUCGGAGAAGGUGGACUCACUACGGAAAGGAAAGAGUGAGGUUAUUGAAAGUAACCAUAUUCUCAUUCUUGGAUGGAGUGACAAACUGGGUUCACUUCUGAAGCAACUAGCAAUAGCAAAUAAGAGCAUUGGUGGUGGUGUUGUUGUUGUACUUGCAGAAAGAGACAAGGAGGAAAUGGAGUUGGAAAUAGCAAAACUUGAAUUUGACUUCAUGGGAACAUCUGUAAUCUGCAGAAGUGGCAGCCCUCUUAUACUUGCUGAUUUGAAAAAGGUUUCAGUCUCCAAAGCACGAGCUAUAAUUGUAUUAGCAUCUGAUGAGAAUGCUGAUCAGAGUGAUGCACGAGCUUUGAGGGUUGUGCUUAGUCUCAUUGGAGUAAAAGAGGGGUUGAGGGGCCACGUUGUUGUGGAAAUGAGUGAUCUUGACAAUGAGCCCUUGGUGAAGCUUGUUGGAGGAGAACUUAUAGAAACGGUUGUUGCCCAUGACGUCAUCGGACGACUGAUGAUACAAUGUGCUCUGCAGCCUGGCCUUGCCCAGAUAUGGGAAGAUAUUUUGGGUUUCGAAAAUGCUGAGUUUUAUAUUAAAAGAUGGCCUCAACUAGACGAUCUUCGUUUUAAACAAGUGCUUAUUUCCUUUCCUGAUGCAAUUCCUUGCGGAGUUAAGGUCGCUGCAGAUGGUGGAAGGAUAAAAAUAAACCCAGAUGAUAAUUAUGUCCUAAGAGAAGGCGAUGAAAUCCUCGUCAUAGCUGAGGAUGAUGACACAUAUGCCCCGGGCCCCUUGCCGGAGGUGCGAAUGGGCCUAUUUCCUAGAAUACGCGAUCCUCCAAAAUAUCCUGAAAAGAUUUUAUUUUGUGGUUGGAGGCGUGACAUUGAUGACAUGAUUAUGGUGCUAGAGGCAUUUUUGGCUCCAGGAUCGCAAUUGUGGAUGUUUAAUGAGGUUCCUGAAAAAGAUCGAGAAAAGAAGUUGAAAGAUGGUGGCCUUGAUAUUUCAGGAUUAAUAAAUAUAAAACUAAUCCAUCAUGAAGGGAACGCCGUCAUCAGACGUCAUUUAGAGAGUCUUCCUUUAGAGACAUUUGAUUCUCUGUGGCUAUUACUAACUCUAAGAGAACAGAUUCUAAUUCUUGCAGAUGAAUCUAUGGAAGACUCCAUUGUUCAUUCCGAUUCACGGUCUCUUGCCACCCUCCUCCUCAUCCGUGAUAUACAGUCAAAACGUCUACCAAAUAAAGCCACAAGUACCCUUCCUUUUCGGCUUUCUGGGUUCUCCCAAAGUUCAUGGAUACAUGAAUUGCAACAAGCUUCAAACAAAUCAAUAAUUAUAAGUGAAAUAUUGGAUUCUAGGACGAGAAACUUGGUAUCAGUGUCAAGAAUUAGUGAUUAUGUACUAUCAAAUGAGCUGGUGAGCAUGGCGCUAGCUAUGGUAGCAGAAGACAAACAAAUAAACCGCGUACUUGAAGAACUAUUUGCUGAAGAGGGAAAUGAAAUGUGCAUUAAGCCAGCAGAAUUCUAUCUUUAUGACAAGGAAGAACUCUGUUUCUAUGAUAUAAUGAUCAGGGGUCGUCAACGGCAGGAAAUUGUGAUUGGAUAUCGGCUUGAAACAGCAGAGCGUGCAGUAAUUAAUCCUGUGGACAAGUCAAAACCGCGAAAAUGGUCCCUUAAUGAUGUUUUCGUUGUCAUUUCAUCUGAUGAAUGA